CAAGCGCACCGCCUCCCCCUUCUCCUCUUCCCUAGUCUACUUUAGGGUUUCCUCCCUCACCGUCGCCGGCGGCGACGGCCACCAGACGCGCGCAUCCGGCGCGGCCGGCGUCACCGCCUCCCAGCCCCCUCGUGUUGCUCGCGUCUCCGGCGACCGUCGCUUUGCCUUGUACUCCGGCGCCUGCGUCGGCUACUAACUUGGGUGACUAGGCAGCAAUAAGGUUGGAAAGAUGUCUAAACGAAGGGGCAAUUGCUCGAGCUCAAAUGAAGAGAAGAAAACUUGCACAAAUAGUAGAAAGAAAGAGGAAUCUGGUAGCUUAAUUGAUUAUAGUGAAGGUGCCUAGAGUGGACUCAGUCAAGAAGUCAUUUCAAACUUAUCUGAAACUGUUGUCUCAGUGGCUUCAUUCAAUGGAGAUCAGACGCAUUUUUCAGGCACAGGCAUAGUUGUCAGAAACAAAGAUGAAGUAACUACAAGUAUUCUAACUUCAGCAAAUGUGAUUAGAUGUUUUGAUGAUGACAGCAAGAUCAAUCCGUUUUUGGAUAUUCGAGUUCUGCUUCCAAAUAAGCAACGUGUCAUCGGGUGGAUGGGACACUUUGACUUAAACUACAAUAUUGCUGUUGUGGUGAUCAAAUAUUUACCUGGUUUGCGAGCUGCGUCUUUUGAUCACGAAGUGCGAUUUGGGUCCCAAAGUAAGGUAGUAGCUGUAGGGCGUUCCUUCAACUCAGGCAAAUUGAUGGCGUUAUCUGGGAUAGUGACUGAUGGGCCAACAGAUUAUCCUGAACACCUUAUGAUCUCCACAUGUAAAAUCACUAAGGAUAUGGCUGGAGGACCACUCAUUGAUUUGGAUGGGAACUUUGUUGGCAUGAACUUUUUUUCGGAGGAGAGGACUCCAUUCCUACCAAGGAACAAAAUUUACCGAAGCUUGGUGCGAUCUUGCACACUCUGGGUUGAAAUCGACGAUGAAUGCACAAGCAUAAUUGAAAGAUGCAGAUCUAAGAUGAUACACAACAAUUUUGUUGGUACCUCAAGAGGAGUGGCAAAAAAAAGGAACCAGGAGCAAACCGUAUCCAUCACAAGCUUUUCAGAAGGUACUUCAGAUGAAGAGAAUGAAAGUGAGACUCAGAAGCUUCCUGAAUAUUCUACAAGUGAUUCAGAAGAUUUCUGGGAGGAGGAAUUGUUUCCUGAACUUAUUAAGCCCUUGCCAGAUGAUGAAUUCACGCAGCUUUUGAAAAAGGAUCUAAAGUCUCGUAAUUAUCCCAUGCCAAUCAGGUUUUGGGGGGGUAUGCGCUUGAAAAAUACUUUUGAAGAGGAAUUUGCUGAAGAUACAUGGUGCAAACUGAGUAAAAAGGUUGCUUUAAAUACAUCCCAAAGUGUUGUCUCACUUGCUUCGUUCAAAGGAGAAGAAAGGUUUUUUGCUUGCACAGGUGUAUUUAUAGACUUCAAUGGAUCCACAUCAAGAGUUGUGACUUCAGCAAGUUUGGUUAGAAUAUCUGCUGAUGAAAACAAGAUUGCUGAUAACCUGAAGAUUAAAGUGUACCUUCCAAAUAAACGAAUCGCCGUAGGCGAAUUGCAGCAUUGCAAUUUGAGCUACAAUAUUGCUGUGGUCAGUGUCAAGGGUUUCUGUUGUCUUCGGACAGCAGAACUCGACAAACAGAUGCAAAUCGAACCUCAUAGGGAGGUAGUAGCUAUAGGACGUAUCUUUGAAUCAGGCAAAUUAAUGGCUACAAGUGGGAUAUUGUCUGACGAGGAAAGCAAGCUUGACUGCAGAGAGCUUAUGAUCUCCACUUGUAAAAUCACUAAGGCCGGUAUUGGAGGACCACUGAUUGAUUUUGAUGGGAAUUUCGUUGGCAUAAACUUCUAUGGAACAAAAGAAACACAUUAUCUACCACGAUUAAUGAUACAGAGACUAUUGAAGGAUUUUGACGGGUAAUUGCACUUGCUUCUCAAUGACUUGUGUGAUUCUUUCCAUCUUUUCUAAUAUAUGUUUGGUUUGAGGAUGAUGUGAGAUGGGUUAGGUCCAUUCAUAUAUUUUUAGGAUGAGAUGGAUCUGAUUUUUGUUUGGUUGGAGGGAUGGAACGGACCAUGUUUAAUUGGAGAGAUGGAUUGGACCAAGCCAACCGGCAACUGGAUAUACGCAGAAUAUUCCUUUUAGACAACCCAACCUACGGUUCAAACCCCAAGGAUAAUGAGAUACUCUCUCCGUUUUUAAAUAUUCGACACCGUUGACUUUUUAGCAUAUGUUCGACCAUUUGUCUUAUUUAAAAUUUUUUGUGAAAUA
Oryza sativa Japonica Group (Japanese rice) is the source of this 2278-nucleotide messenger RNA. NCBI's taxonomy places the organism in Eukaryota, Viridiplantae, Streptophyta, Magnoliopsida, Poales, Poaceae. The record is from RefSeq and is a predicted model, not a curated record.